CUCAGUACAUGGGUUAGUCAGACAGAAAAGACGUGUAUUUCUAACAUUUUGUAAAGAAAAAUAUAUAUUUCAUCUGGGACAACGCAAAUAUUCAAGAUUCGUCUUUAAGAGAGCCAUUGGAGUGACGCUUUCAUCUUCUGGCUUGUUGAUUCCUUCUGUUUGUCAGUCACCCUCGAACAGGGGCAAACCUCAUUUGGAUUUAAUGAUACAUUUUCCAGGGAAGGAAUUAUUGUGAGCGAAUGAAGAAUUAUCAGGCUGCAGGAAAUGUCACUGACGUCUCACAUGCUUCCUUCAGACAGCGUCUCCCUUUGUCCUCCUCUCGUCAUUACCUCGGAAUAUUAGCCUUGAACAUUUGAAUUAUUGAACUUGAAUAUGCUUGGGGUCCUUUGGAAUAUAUGGCACGUCUGCUGUGUGGAUUAUUCUUUUGUGACAGCCUGGAAAUACCAGAAGAUAAUCUCAGAGAUUUUGUAUGCUCAUCACACAUGUUGUGGUUGCACUUGCAUCAAUGCACUCCAUCAGUAUGCAUUCUGGAGGCAGCGAUGUGGAUGCAUAGACAACAUCUACUGUAAGUCUCCAUAUCUGUUGGACAUUUCUGUGAGUUCACUUCAAAUGCUCCAAAGAGACACAAGGACCUGAUGGAGUGUUGAUGUUGGAAUAUUACAGUCCUGCACUUGAAAUAAUUGUAAUUGCAUUCAGAAUGUCAAAGCAGGCCUUUGCUCCUGUGGUUUAUUGUGGCCACACAGGAGCUCAGUGAAGGUGUCAGUCAGGUGACACUUGACACUUAUUGUAUUGAGCUUAAAGGAAGUCUCUGCACUCAUCAGAACUAGAAACUAGAAAGAAGUGAUGAGACAUGAAACGGGAGGAGACCAGGCCUGUCCUCCCGGAUGUAGGCUGUAUUCAUCAUCAUCAUCAUUAUCAUCGUCAAACUGGAUGAAAGCCGCUGUCUACUAAAAAAUGCACCAAUUCAGUUGAUGAGCAAGGAAACCAGAUUCCAGAUGAGUUUGACAAAGACCUACCAGUGGUCCAGCAGCUGAGAAGAACCUUCAAGUAUUUCCAGGACUACAGACAGAUGAUCAUAGAGCCCACCAGCCCCAAAUUGCUGCCAGACCCCCUGAAGGAGCCCUAUUACCAACCUCCAUACACGCUGGUCCUGGAGCUCACUAAUGUGCUGGUGCACCCGGAGUGGUCGCUGGCCACUGGGUGGCGCUUCAAGAAACGGCCAGGCAUCGACUACUUGUUCCAGCAGCUUGCCCCACUGUACGAGAUCAUCAUCUUUACUGCCGAGACUGGCAUGACGGCGUAUCCUCUGAUUGACAGCAUCGAUCCUCAAGGUUUCGUCCUGUAUCGCCUCUUCAGAGACGCCACACGCUACAUGGAGGGUCAUCAUGUGAAGGACGUGUCGUGCCUGAAUCGUGACAGCAGCAAGGUGAUCGUGGUGGACUGUAAGCGAGAAGCGUUCAGCCUGCAGCCUUUUAACGGGAUGGCCUUGAAGAAAUGGGAUGGCAACUCUGACGACCGAACGCUCUACGACCUCGCCAACUUCCUGAAGACCAUCGCUCUGAGUGGUGUGGACGACGUCCGCUCAGUGUUGGAGAACUACGCCAUGGAGGAUGACCCCAUUGACGCCUUCAAGCGCAGACAGGCUCAGCUGGCACAGGAGGAGGAGCAGCGUCUGUCAGAGCAGUCCCAGCAGAAGAAGCAAGGCAUGUCUCUGGGCUCCAUCGCCUCGCGCUUCUGGCGCUCCAAACAACAGUGAGCCCCGCCCCCUCUCUGACUCAUACUAGUCGCUGCCACUGAGGGGAGGGGCCAUAGGACAGCCGGGAGAGGAGCCUUGGUCGCAAAUCAUGUUUUGGUGGGAUGGGCCUCGGCGCGCAAAGGACACGAGCAGCCUCCAAUGACAUGAAAGAAACACUUCCUGCUUUUUGGACGAGAGGUUUUGGUCACCUGAUUGGACAAACAAGGAGGGAUGCAAGUCGGGUGAAAACUCUUGGGAGUUCUUAUCUGAGACCAGCGCCGCCGGCGUCAAGAUCUGACCAGAGCUCAGCUCGCUAACCCCCGCCUCCCUUUCCCUGCGCCAAAAUGUCUGUCUGUCUGUUGUCUGCAAACUCACUGACGGACUGACGGUGGACUUAUCUUUGUAUCAAUAAACACAAACAACACCACACCUUCGUUGGCAUUUCAUUUGAAUGUGAUGACGGUGAAACACCAAAGAUGGUGGCAUCCACCAUCUUUCUUUUUUGCCAACUAUUUCUUGCUAAUAAGUCUUUGUGCUUCGUGGUGUCUGCUCUUCAUCAAACACAUGAAGGGCUUCCUCUCCACAGAACUCACAGAACUCUUCACGCUCUCUUUGUCCUGCUGCAGUUUGGACUCCAGCUGAACCUGCUGAGGUUCUGCUUCUUGUGUUUGUUGAAGGCAGUGUGAUGUUGUUGUAUGGCGGCGUCUCCAAUAAAGGGAACCAA
Molecule: messenger RNA, 2459 nt
Organism: Dunckerocampus dactyliophorus (ringed pipefish)
Lineage: Eukaryota; Metazoa; Chordata; Actinopteri; Syngnathiformes; Syngnathidae
Gene: timm50
Product: translocase of inner mitochondrial membrane 50 homolog (S. cerevisiae)
Exons: 10
Coding region: 1070-1756 (228 amino acids)
Molecular function (GO): phosphoprotein phosphatase activity
Source: RefSeq, a predicted model, not a curated record